CAUAAGAAGUUAUUUCUUUCAGCGGAUUCCUUUUCAAUUAAAGGGACAUGAAUCAGGAUCACUUUCUCUACUCGCGCCCUAUCAAGUUCGAUCUCCUUAUCUCUUACUUCAUGGUUCACAGCUUACUCUGUACUAAAUACGUGGCGGUACGCAGCAGGGACAAGGCUCGCCAUCCUCACUCCGCGGCUCAUUACCCCCACUCCGCGGCUCAUUACCUCCACUUCGUGACUCAAGCGCGCACAGUCGCGGUUGUUCACCUCACUGUGAAAUGCGGCUGUUGUUUUCAUUCAGACGUCAUGCAGCGACCUAUCCCAAUCUGCUUUAGCGUGAGUGCCGGCCGAUCAUGGGGAUCGAUGCAAACAUCAAUAACUCCACUGGCAAACGUCCUAGCGACUUGAAAAGAAGACCAUUGGAAAGGAUAAAUUACCGAGCUUCCGGCAGAUGUGAGAGCCGUCCUUCUGUGGAUCAAACAGCGUAAUCGUCGUGGCAACUGUCACAAGGCAUCCUGACUGUCAAAGACAUAGAGUUGUCCACGGGGAAAUCCUUCUCCGUUAUCGUUCAAGUGAGAGAAACUUGAUGCUUCAAAAUGCCGCCGAAGAAAAAAAGAGAUACCGUGACGUUAGAAUUGGAUGCCAUUGAAUCAGAACCAAAAGUCGUGGAGACAACUGAGCCAGAAACCACGACAUUGAAAAUAUCCUUGGCGACUGGGGAACCUUACGGUCCCCGAGUACGUUUUAUCAGUGAGCAAGCCGAAGAGGAGAGCUCGGAUGACGAGCUGGAGUCGGAGAGCGAAGAAGAAGACAGGUAUCUUCAAAGAGAGCAACCAGAAGUACCUUCUGAAUUCUGGCACAUACAAAAGCUCAUCAAAUACAUGAAGGCCGGCAACCAGACCGCCACUAUGGUAUCCUUGUGCCUCCUAAAGGAUUAUGAUCUCACGAACAAGGAUAUACAAAAGGCUAUUCAAGGAAUGGGUGGUCUCGAAGUCUUGGUAAACCUUCUCGAAACAAAGGAUAUCAAGUGUCAGAAUGGUUCGUUGUCGGUUCUGCUGCAAAUUGCGACUUCCAUAGAGAUGAAGCGGCAUCUGAUUGACUUGGACAUCACGACACCAUUAAUUCAGAUGCUAAAACAUCCCGCCAGAGAUAUUCAGGUUUUAGCGGCUGAAACGAUGGCGAUCAUAGCUCAGGUGAGAAAAGCCAGAAAGCAGAUUCGAAUUCGUAAUGGAAUACCGCUCAUACUGGACGUGAUGGACGUGCCGGAUGAAGUUCUCCGUCGACCUUACGACGAAUUAAAUGAGACCAACAAAGAACUCGUGGCGGUCGCCAUAGGUUGCGCCAAAGUCCUGGACUCCCUCGGCAGCAGUCCAAAGGUCAAAGAGGAGCUCCGCAAGCAUGGCGUCGUUCCUCUGAUGUCGCGCUUUUUGAGAUCGAGGCACACUCAGCUGAUCGUACCCACGAUGGGCGUCGUGCAGCAGUGCGCUGAUCUGAACGUAUUCAGGGAGGAGUUCGAGCGAGUCGGUAUGAUUGACGAGUUGGUGCGCCACUUGAAGAACGAAAACGUGAAGCUCAAGGAGAACUGCGCCCUGGCGAUCUUUAAGUGCGCCUCGAACCAGGAGACCCGCAGCAGGGUGCGAAAGUCUGGCGGUCUGGACCCGCUGUGUCGGCUCGUGCAGAGCGACACGGUACGCGCUAAUAAACGUCUACUGGCCGCGGUGACCGGUGCCGUUUGGAAGUGCGCCAUGAGCCCGGAAAACGUGACGAGAUUCAAUCAAAACGACCUGGUGACGUCGCUGGUGCCACUUCUCGAGGAGAACGAAGACGAGCGAGUGUUGGCUAACGUUGUGGGCGCCCUCGCCGAGUGCUGUAGGGAUCCCGCUAACAGGACCGUCUUAAAGACUAACGAGGGCCUGCCGAAACUGAUUAGAUUGUUGAGCGCCACGUACGAGCCGUUACUGGAGAACGUGCCGCUGGUGCUGAAAGAGUGCGCCGUCGACGGGACGUGUAUGGAUAUCAUCAAUGAUCCGGAGCAUCAGCUGGACGGCGUGCGAUUGGUUUGGUCCCUCCUGAAGCACCCCAGCGACGUGAUCAAGCGAAACGCCUGUCUUGCUUUGGUGCCUUGCAUCAAGCACGCUAAGGACUCACCGGAGAUGGUGCGCGCCUUCGUGGGCGGCUUAGAACUUACCGUCAGUCUGCUGGAGAGCAAAAACACGGAAGUGCUAAGCGCGGUUUGCGCCAUGAUUGCGGAGAUCGCCGCUGAUCCUGAGAACCUAGGGAUCCUCACGGAUCACGGUGUCGUGAAGAAAUUGGCCGCUCUCGUGGAAACCGACGAUGAAAAACUACGGGCGAACUUGACGUUAGCGAUAGCUUAUUGCUGCGAGUGGGACCGCAACAGCUACGAGUUCGGCAAACUGAACGCCGUCGCACCUCUCGUUAAUUAUAUGACCAGCAAAAAUAAGAAAGUACUGAAGGGCGUCUGCAUCGCCGUUUACCAUUUGAGCAAGGAGCCUUUGAAUUGCGUGACUAUGCAUACCUGCGGCGUUAUCAAGCACGUUUUGCGCUUGGUGGGCUCGGACGAUCCGGAGGUGCAAAUCGCAGCUGCGUCCACCAUACGUCACAUAAGGAAGCUCGCAUUGACAGCGGAAAAAUUCCACUUCAACGAAACGAGCACGCUACAGGAAACCGAUUUCCGUCUGUAAAUUGAAUUAUCGGGAAUUAUCCGAGGAAAAAAACUGAAGAGAGAAAGAGACGUAAGAAGUGUAUAAAAUAAAAAGAUCUUUAUUUGUGCACAUUCCUUAAUAGCAAUUUACAAUCAUCGUCGAUACAUUUAAAUUUACAAUUCCGCUUGAAACCCGUAUAACCCGGCGACAAUCGUAGCACUGAGCGCGUAAUUGAAACGACGUAAAAUUUUACGUGUGAUCGAAAGAGAGUUUAAGAAAAUUUAGUCUCAAAGUCACAAAAAAAUGUCGGAUAUUUUGAUCCGCACUUGAAACAUCGGAUACACAAUUAUCAAUAGUUAAGUUACUCAGCAUCAAUAUGCCAAGUUUGAGCAACACAUAUCUUAGGGUGCGUCUACAAUUUAAAAAUAAAGAAUGUAUAACGUAGAAUACACUAAACGAAGAACAGACGACGGUCGCAUGCAAAUACGAUGCAAGUUCACACGUGAGACGUACAAAGUUAAGCUAAACGUAGAUGUAUACCAUCGAUCCGCCCUCUCGUUGCAUUUGGCGGUUCAUGAACUAGCUAAGGAGCUUCUCCCCGAAUUCUUUUAAGAGAAAAAGCUUAUGUAAAAAUAAUCGCGCCAUUAAACGUCAACCGUAAUAAAAAAAUUUACCGGAAAAAAGAAUCAUAUAGGUAUCACCAGCGAAUUUCAAUAAAUAUUCUUUACAUGCCAUACUUGUUGAAUCUUGUUAAUUUCUUCAGAAUUAAAUAGCCGCUCCUUAACAGUCAUGUCUAGUAUCUUAUGUAAGGCAUAUUAAGGGUUGGUUCCAUCAACAUCGAUUUUACUUAGUUCAAACGCGUUCACAAUUUACAAUAUUGAGAAAUCUCAUUGUCGAGUAAUUUUAAUAUUAAUGUCUUAGGACUAGUUGUUCCAACUUCUUGGUAAGCUACCUAAUAGUUAAAUCAUAUAUUUGUCUUUGUCUAAUUUGAAAAAAAAAAACGAAAACAGACGUAUGAUUUAACUGUCAAGUAGCUUACCGAGAGAUUGGGACAAUCA
Odontomachus brunneus is the source of this 3711-nucleotide messenger RNA. RefSeq names its product armadillo repeat-containing protein gudu (gene gudu). The coding region runs from base 587 to 2692 and encodes 701 amino acids. Gene Ontology annotation, molecular function: protein binding. The record is from RefSeq and is a predicted model, not a curated record. Lineage: Eukaryota; Metazoa; Arthropoda; Insecta; Hymenoptera; Formicidae. The transcript has 11 exons.